AUGGCGGCUGCUUGGCGAUCAAACCUUGGUAAAUACGUGAGGGAAAUCCGUAUUCAUUUGUGUCAAAAGUCACAGAGCAGUCAAGGGACGAGGUAAGCAAUACGAAUAUCAGUUAAUAAUCAUAGGACAAUCGUAUAGUAUGUUUUGAUAUACUUUCUUCGGUAUUUCGUUUUUACAAUUUCUGAGGCGAACAGUCGUCACAAGAAGUCUUGCAAUAUUUAGUUUAUUAGCUUGUGUAGCUGAUAUAAAGGCCAAGAAAACAUCGCUUUAAUGGUCUUCCAGUAGGGAAAACUUGAAAAAAAUCUUUUUAGUCACAAGAAAAGUCUCCUGCAGGUUAACUGAUUUGUUUUCCAAAAUGUGGGAUAUCAAAACCAAGAAUGGAAAAAAGUGUGUGUCUGAUCUGUGUCUAAGAAAACUGGAAUGAGAUUAGGACUAAAAGGAAGAAUGUGAGUAUUUUCUCCAAUUACAAUUGUUCACCAAACGUACCUCAGAUGGAAUAUGUUUGAAUAGACUUUCAUUUUUCAACUGACUACCUUAGCAAAUGUUCAUUUAUUUCCAAUCUAAUCCGUUCCUUGGUGCUCAUGUUCCUUCCCAAUCCUUUCCCAGUGCAUCUCUCACUCUUCGUCUUUUCUCUUUGUAUCAAAAGCCCUAACUUCAUAUAUGAACUUAUAGGAAAGAAAACAGGGAUGGCAGACCCCCCCCCCCCCCCCCCCCCUCUUUUCCCACAAAAAAAAAACCCUCCACAGGGGGGACACCCACCCCCCCCCCCCCACCAGACCCCUCACCCCCCCCCCCCCCCCACCCCCCCCCCCCCCCCCCCCCCCCCAAACCAAUCCCCCCCCCCCCCCGCUAACACUCCAACUAAACUUUAUAUUUCGCGCUCCUGCCUGUCCCCGCUCCACUUUCCGCCUGUAUGUCUUUUCUUUACUCAAAUAAUCCCCCGCUACCUAUCGAGAAUCUAAUGAAGAAAAAAGGGGUGGCGCCACCCCCCCCCCCCCCCCCUUGCUUUUUGCAAACAAAUAAAUACUCGCUAAGGUGGGAGUCUCCCUGGCCUGCCCACUGCAAAUCACUAUCAGCCUCCCUCUCCCCUAAUCUCCCCCCUCCCCUGUACACCUGGAAAAAUGUUCCGCCAUGCUCUGAUAAUAGAUUCAAUCAAAUUGCAUUGACUGGGCAUUACAAGUGUUGAUGUUUAUGUGUCUACUAAAGGCUAAAGUUCAAGCGUUCUCCAUUUUGUUUCAGUGAUUGGUAACAUAAAAAUAAAUAAAUAAAAAACAAGCAAACAAUGUUUUCAAGCUGGAACUUUUUCUUUUGUUCUGCAGGGACUUUUUGGAAAAAUACUACAUUGGCUUAAAGAAGGAUAAUCCUAAGCUCCCCAUCCUUGUGAGAGAAUGCAGUGGCAUUCAGCCAAAGAUGUAUGCAAGAUAUGGUAAGGGCUAAAACCAUCACAGGCAGCUCAUGAAGCUCAUACCCACAGUUACCAGACUCUGUGGGGGUAUUUCUGGAAGUUGUGAUGAUCCCUAUUGACAAAACCACAAAUUUGGAGAUUGAGAUGUUGAUUUGCAAGCAAAGACUUUGUUGAAAAAAAAAUGACGAUUGAAAUAAAAGCAAUGUCAGCAGGUACCCAUGGAGAGGCCCAGUUAUCAUAUAAUAAUUUUAUGUCUCAGGUUAUCACUGAGAUUGUUGGAAUACCAAUAUAUCCAUUUUCUUUUGAAGUAUAUUAGUUUUUGAAGAUCCCUUGGAAAAAUCCGUUAUUUAAACGUGUACUGGUAAACUGUUCUAAAUUGUUCUUCUGAAGUGAGAGUAUUUAGCAUAUCCCUGACUAUAUUUAUCUGUACCCUUUUUGUCUACAAUUAUUUUAUUCUAGCUGUUGGCUGGUAUAGCUAUGUAACUUGCUGGUGUACAUAGAUAAGUGGUUAUGCUGCAAACAUUUGUAUAGGCCAUUUCCGAAUUACCUCAAGCUUCUGUUUUAAAGCGAGCCUACCGUAAAAUUCCGAAAAUUACCCCCUCCAUGUAUAAGCCCUUCCAAAUACAAGCCCCCCAAAAUCGUAAAGCAAAAAACCCUUCGUUAAAUUGCCCCUCCAAAUAUAAGCCCCCCGGGGGGCUUGUACUUGGAAUUUGCCCACGAAUACAAAGUAAAACAAAGCAAAAAUUGUAAAUUUCCUUCACACUACAAGCUAGCGCAAUUGAUUUUGAAGUGCAAAUUUCCCUCCGUACAUAAGCCCCUCUGAAUAUAGGCCCCUCCAAAAAUAAGCCCCUCAAAAAGCGCCUUUGAAAAAUGUAAACCCCAGGGCCUAUUUUUGGAAUUUUACGGUAUUUGCAAAGCCAUUGAUAUGAAAAUGAUUUUUUAUUCUCAUGCAAAUAUAACCCAUUUUCAAAAGAAACGUUGUGCAUUUGGCCUAAUUUUGACAGUGAGAGUUUUUGGAUCUUGAAAAUGGCCAAUUAUUGCACUAGCAGUACUGUGUCAUCCUUUGUCACUAUUGGCAGAUAGGAAAAUGGCUGGGGUGGGAAGAGGAGAGGAAGGGUAACACUAAGACUACGCUUGAGGAAAACUAAUACUUAGCAAGUGAAACCCCUAAGAUAAGAUCAAGACAACAGAAAUGACAUAGAUUGUCUACAGACCCGGUAUGAGACAAUUGUGAUGCUUUAUUAAUUUAUACUGUAGUCCAGCUUUGGUGUGUCACAUAAGUCAUACCUGAUGGGUGUGGUCAUGUUUCAUAUCUUUCAGGCUAUGGAAAAGAGAGUUCAGUACAGCUAAACAAUUUGGACAGUGAAGGAAUUUUAAAAGCAAUGGAGAAACUUGUGGCAUCAGGAACAUCUGCAUGA
Porites evermanni is the source of this 2823-nucleotide messenger RNA. The record is from the annotation of a GenBank genome assembly. Lineage: Eukaryota; Metazoa; Cnidaria; Anthozoa; Scleractinia; Poritidae.